AUUCUCCAGCUUCUGGAGACUCUUCUCCCGCUGUCGGACCUUGAGGCCCGUGUCAAUGUGGCGGUGGAUCUAAUCACCUCCAGCCACAAGGGCAUCAGCCGAGAAUUGCUGCACUUUGCAGCCACCACCUUCUACUACAAACUAAAGGCUGCUGAUAGCUAUGUGCCAGCAACAAAAUACCAUGGCAAUGUGACACUACUGCGUGCCAAAACCAGCAGCGACUAUGAACAAAACCUGGGAACAGACUACAAGCUCAGCGAGGUAUGUGAUGGCAAGGUGUCAGUCCACGUCAUUGAGGGAGACCACCGUACAUUCCUGGAAGGAGAGGGGGUGGAGUCCAUCAGUAGCAUCAUCCACAGUUCACUGGUUGAGCCACGGGUCACAGCAAGAGAGGGCUAGAUAUGUUAUACCUAAUCACAGCCUUCACCUCACACUAAUUUCACAAGUACAUAAAUGCAUUCCCACAGUAAGUCUUUGCAGACAGCAGGUUUACAUUGUGUGCCAUUUUUCACUAACAUCCCAAAUGCACCUUAUUCUUCCCCCCACACAAUAGAUACUCUCUAACCUACCCUAAUCUUAACUGUGCUGUCUGUGUAGUAAAAAUAAUAAAAAGUGUUAUAAAUAAGAGUAAUGUUAUUGAAGAAUGGUCACAUUGAAUGACCUCCUGAUCUAUAAAACCGGUAGUUUUGAUAAGACAUCAUGAAAAGACAAUUAACAAAAUUAUCAUUAUUCCUUAAAUACUGUCAUGCCCUGAUACUAAUGGAUAUAAUUAUGCAUGUUUGUAACUUUACCACUGUCAAAUUGUUGGACUUCAAAAUGCCUUUGUUUAACACAGAGCCCCUUGGUUGUUGUGCAGCUUCAAUGCAACAAACAUGCAAAUCAUGUCAUUGGCUUUGCCUUUCAAUACAUUAUUUUUGGGUUAACAGCCACAAGGUCAGUGAUGCUGUUCUGAUUCCAAAAACCUGUGACACUGUAUUAACAAUAUUUUAAUAGUGAUGUACUUAAUAUGUUUGGAACAUAAAUGUCUCACUUAAUUUAGCAUCUUUUCCCAAAUUGGCUUGUAGAUUGUAAAUGAAUAGUAAGGCACCUGUUGAAUGCGGACAUACCUGAACAGCAAGUCUCUGAGCAGCAGGGGAUCCUCUCUGUCCUGGGAUCUUUGCUGAAAGGCUGUCCUCCCAGAGCUGUCUCUGACUCCCAUGAUCUCACCUGGAUUCAUAACCCAAAACCAGCAGCCCAGUCCCACAAAAGAACAGUCAACCUGACUUCUGAGGCCUCUAAUCUGGUCUAUGAAGGGUCACGUUACUUGAGGCAAAUGUGGUGAUUGAUUGCAGUGAAAAGGAGAAGGAUGUGACAGUACUGUGUAUGCUCUUUGCUCAUAUUGUAAUAUUUUCAGUAUGCAUUGUGACAACUAAUAAAGGCAUCUCACAAAGUUC
Messenger RNA from Lates calcarifer (barramundi perch), 1433 nucleotides. RefSeq names its product fatty acid synthase (gene fasn). The record is from RefSeq and is a predicted model, not a curated record. The transcript is spliced from 2 exons. The annotation marks the transcript as partial. Gene Ontology annotation, biological process: biosynthetic process. Lineage: Eukaryota; Metazoa; Chordata; Actinopteri; Centropomidae.